This is a messenger RNA of Prorocentrum cordatum, 1593 nucleotides long. NCBI's taxonomy places the organism in Eukaryota, Dinophyceae, Prorocentrales, Prorocentraceae. The record is from the annotation of a GenBank genome assembly.
CCAAGGUUCCCGGCCGUAGGCUGCCAGAGGUCUGCGCGGAUUUCUCGGGGCGGCGAUGGGCCCCCUUCCCCACCCCUGGGGUGGGGGUGGUGAGCAAUCCGCGCGGACCUCCGCGAGCUUACGUUUGGGCGGUGUCCGUUGCCCUGAGGCUACCAGAUCCACUGGUGCACGAAGCCGCCGAACCCAGAGACGCCCAACUUCGCGAUGGGCCCGCACCUGCAGCAGAUCAAGAGCGAGCUCGACCAGUUCCGGCCCGACCUGGUCAUGUGCGCAUCUAAGGGCGGCGCGUACGUGGUGGGCCUCUGGGAGGCUGGCCUGUGGCUCGGGCCCACGCUGAUGAUCAACGCCCACCCCACGUGCGUGCGCCUGCCGCGCGGCGUGCCCGUGGUGCUCGCGGCGGGCGGCGACGACGAGCACUACCCCUCGACGAGGAAGGCCCUGCACCGGCUUGUGGCCACCGGCACGGCGAGCCACAGUUUCCUCUACUACGCGGCCGGCAGCGGCCCGCGCCUCCCGCCCGGCUUCGCGCCGCGCCCCGGCGACCGCCACAACAUGGACUCGCUGCUGCAGAACGACUGCCUGCCCCGCCUGAUGGACGCGGCCCUCUGCCCGGAGGGCGCCGAGGUGCACCUGUGGCCCCCCGGCCCGACCCGCACCCACGCGGCGCUGGGCUCGGAGAGCCGCCUGCGGGCGGAGCGGCCCCUGCGCGAGGCGCUGCUGCAGCGGCUGGACGCCGCGCAGCGCCGCGGCGCCGCCGCGUGGCCGGCCCCGUCCGUGGAGCCCGGCAGCCAGGAGUUCGGCCUGGUCGCGGCCGCGUUCGCGGCGCCGCCCCGGGCCGCGUCCGCCUACCGCUUCCGGGCGGCGGUGCCCUUCGAGGCCACGCGCAUCGCCGCCGUCCACCGCGUGGAGCCCCGGCCCGACGCCGCCGCCGCCGCGCUGCGCCGCCUCGCGGAGCUGCGGGGCUCGCUGGAGCAGCGGGGCGUGCCCUUCGAGGCGGACGUCCACGCGCGCUGGGCCUUCUACCACGGCUGCGGGGCCUCGGCGCUGGGUGCCGGGCUCCAGCACCUCGACGGUCCGUGGGGUGCUGGCAUCUACUUCGCGCGCGAGGCGAGGCACGUGGUGGACAGCGGCGUGUGCACGGGGCCCGACGGCUCCAGGACGGUGCUCGUGCGCCCGCCGCCGCCGCCGCCGUCGCCGCUGUAUCCGCCGCCGUCGCCGUCGGAUCCAGGACGGUGUUCACGUGCGAAGGGGGGAUGACGUUGGGAGGAGGAGGAGGAGGCGGAGGAGGAGGAGGCGGUCCUCGUCGCCGCCGCCGUCAACUGCUCCAAGACGGUGCUCAUGUGCCUGCUGGCCUCGGGCCUGCCCUGCGUCGGCGAGGCGGCCGGCGGAGGCGAGCUGCCGCUCCGCGGGGGCGCGGUGGCCCACGACUGCGCUGUCGACAGCGCCGCGAGCCCGGAGCUCUACGUGGUGCCCCGCGCCGACUCGGCCGUGGCGGCGUACUUGAUCGUCCUGGCCUGACGAGUAGGCCGCGAGGCCCACACGCCCAACGAAGCCACCUCCCCCUCCCUCCCUCCCUCCCGCCCUCUCCCUCCU